Molecule: messenger RNA, 2487 nt
Organism: Lactuca virosa
Lineage: Eukaryota; Viridiplantae; Streptophyta; Magnoliopsida; Asterales; Asteraceae
Source: the annotation of a GenBank genome assembly
AUGGCUGAAGCAUUAGUCACUAUUGCUGCUGAGGGGAUAUUGAAAAAGGUGUUGUCUAUUGCUGCGGGUGAACUUGCCAUUGCCUGGGGUUAUGAAGAAAAGCUGACCAGCCUUCACAGAACAUUAGACCUGAUUCGUGCCAAGUUACGUGAUGCGGAGCGAAAAAAGGAAUCAGAGGUUGUGAUGGUGUGGCUGAAGCAGCUAAAAGGUGUUGUGGGUGAAGCUGAUGAUGUGUUGGAUGAGGUUGAUUACGAAAUGCUGAGGCGUCAAAUAAAGAAACAAGAUCAGAUGGCAAGAAAGGUAGUGUGCCUUCCAAGCUUGAAAAGGUUUUCCUUUCGUUAUAAAAUAGGUCAUAAAAUCCAAAACAUCAAUGAAAAGUUGCUUAAGAUGAAUACAGAAGCAAAUAGUUUAGGACUACAAUAUGAACACCCUGUUGGCCCUGUUCUAGAUCGUCUCUAUUGGAGAGAGACUGUUCCAAAUCAAGAAGAAUUUAAAAUUGUUGGGAGGGAUAAUGAUAAGCUCCAUAUCAUUGAACUUUUAACUAUAUCAAAAAAAGAAGAAAAACUUAGCAUUCUUCCCAUUGUGGGAAUGGGCGGGAUUGGGAAGACCACUUUGGCUAAGUCGGUCUACAAUGAUAAAAAGAUUGAGCAACAUUUUGAUGUUAAAGCAUGGUUGUGUGUGUCGGUUAAGGUUGACAUCAAUACACUUCUUGCAAAGAUCUACGAGUCUCUUGUCAAAAAGAAACCUACCUCGGACUUAAGGUCCAAUUUAAUUGAAAGCCUUAAAGAGCAGUUGGCAUCAAAAAGAUAUUUGCUCGUGUUGGAUGACGUUUGGGUCGAAGAGAGGCCAUACUGGGAAGAAUUUAGGACUUGUAUGCUAAAUGUAAGCUCACAAAAUGGAAGUGGCAUUCUUGUCACUACACGGAAGCUUGAAAUCGGAACUCAUGAUAUGCACAUGGAUUCGUGUCUUUUAAAAGGUCUUUCUGACGAUCAUUGUUGGGACAUCUUCAGAGAAAGAGCGUUUGUUGCAGGCACUUCAGCGUCACCAGAACUGGUGAAGAUAGGCCGCGACAUUGUAGAAAAAUGUGGUGGUUUACCGUUGCUAUUAAAGGUAAUAGGUGGCAUGUUGGCACAUUACAAUGACACAGAGAAGUGGUUGUCCAUAAAAAAUAGCAAGGUUUGGGAUCUGGAAGAAGAAAGAGAUAGAGUUCAAAAGAGUUUGGAACUGAGCUUUGAUAAUCUCCCCAAUUCUAUUGUUAAGCAAUGUUUUGUAUAUUGUUCCAUCUUUAAGAAAGAUACGGUGAUGGAAAGGGAAGAACUGGUCCGACUUUGGAUGGCUUUAGGGUUGGUUCAAGCAGAUGAGGAAAGAAACAAGGAGAUGGAGGAUGUGGGGAAUGAUAUUUUUCAAAUUUUGGUCAGCAAUUCUUUGUUCCAAGAUGUUGAAAGGGAUGAGUAUGGUCACAUCACUCGUUGUAGCAUGCAUGAUCUGGUGCAUGAUCUUUCAUUAUCACUUUCAAAACAUGAAAGCUUAUGUCUGGAGGAUGCGACAAAUGAUGAUAUUGCAUGUAUCCCUCUUGUUAAACAUCUCGCCUUUUACGAAAAACAGAACAUUGAAUUGGUAGCAGAGGUUUUUAUGUUCAUUGAAAGGAAUAUAGUGGCUAGAACUUUGCGUACAUUGUUCAUCGAAGGUGAAGUUAAUAUGAAAUUUCCAUUUCAACGAUUAAAGUGCAUACGAAUCCUACAACUCAAAUGUUAUUUAAUACGGGAGUUAGACGAUUCAAUUGGAAGGUUGGUGCAUCUCAGGUAUCUGGAUUUGAGAUAUACGAGAAUCCGUGUUCUUCCGGAAUCUAUUGGUAAAUUAUACUACUUGCAAACUCUGAAGUUGCCUGAUGACAUUGAGCAGUUUCCAGAAGCCAUGAGAAAUUUGAUAAGCCUGCGAUAUUUCCAGUGUGACAAAAACAUUCCUGCCAAUAUCGUAGGACAACUGACUUCUCUUCAAACUUUGCCUUGCUUCAUAGUGCUUAGAAGGAAGAGACAUGGUAUAGAAGAGCUACGCCAUUUGAAUAACCUUAGUGGAAGGCUUCGUAUCUCCAAACUAGAGAAUGUUAGGAGCAAAGAGGAUGCUGUCAAGGCAGACUUAUCCAGAAAGAAAAAUUUAUACGAGAUCGAAUUGGAAUGGAGUCGGGACCGUGGAGCUGCCAACAAAAACGAGAAGGAUGUAUUGGAAGGCUUGCAACCCCCACGAGAUUUAAACCUAUUGAAAAUUAACAAUUUUUGUGGUGAUAAUUUUCCAGAAUGGGUAAUGAGGAUGGCAAUCGAUAUCGAAGGGAAAUGGACGCCCCUUGAUAAGCUGGUGGAGAUCAGAUUAUAUGGCUGUAGGAGCUGCCUCUCUCUUCCGACGCUUGAGCACCUGCCACAUCUUCGGGAUCUUGUGUUAAUAGGAAUGGACAGCUUGACAUGCUUAAGGAGUUCCGAUGUUACUAGAUGA